AUGGCUGCAACCUUUGCUUCCAGAUGUUCUCGUGUGGGUCGUUCUCUGUUCGGUGGAUUAAGCAACAGUUCCCCUGGUCUAUUUACCACGUCACAUGAGAUGACAUGCAACAAUUAUUUUUCUCAGCAACAGCGGACCUUCAUACAGAUGAGGACUGUUCUGAAGGUUGUGGACAACUCUGGGGCUAAAAAGGUGAUGUGCAUACACGCGUUGAAAGGGAAGAAAGGAGCGAGAUUAGGUGAUAUGAUAAAAGCAUCAGUGAAGGAAGCACAUCCUAAUGGAAAAGUGAAGAAGGGAUCAACUGUAUUUGCCGUAGUUGUUCGUGCAGCAAUGCCCAAAGGGAGGUGUGAUGGCAGUGAGGUCAAGUUUGACGACAAUGCUGUCGUGCUUGUUGACAAACAAGGGCAGCCUAUUGGGACCAGAGUUUUCGGACCAGUUCCUCACGAGUUGAGGCGGAAGAAGCAUGUCAAGAUCCUUACCUUAGCCGGGCAUAUUGCAUAG
Lathyrus sativus (Indian pea) is the source of this 501-nucleotide messenger RNA. The record is from the annotation of a GenBank genome assembly. Lineage: Eukaryota; Viridiplantae; Streptophyta; Magnoliopsida; Fabales; Fabaceae.